Messenger RNA from Phytophthora megakarya, 501 nucleotides. Lineage: Eukaryota; Oomycota; Peronosporomycetes; Peronosporales; Peronosporaceae. The record is from the annotation of a GenBank genome assembly.
AUGGCCGAGUUCGCCAUCAACAACGCCGUGCAUGCCUCGGCGGGGCAUACACCGUUCUUCGUGAACGCCAUGCGGCAUCCACGCCUUCCGAACACGCUCGAGGCGGUGGUUUCCUCCUUAAGUGGGGGAGGACCUACGGUUGCGCUCGAACAACCGCAGAAUACAACUAAUAUGGACCUAUCAGCUGCGAUGACACGUGCGAGAGUGAGAGACCGCACACGACAAGGCGACGUGUCAGUGCCGGGCACUGACACUGUGAACAACCACGAGCAGGCGACACCUGCAUCAACCAAAGACAACGUGUCUGUGCAGGGCACAGACACCGCGAAGACUCACGCCCAGGCCGGGCCUGCUGCAAUCACACACGAAGUGUCAGUGCCGGGCACUGACACCACCAAGAGCCACGCACAGUCGGGGACUGAUGCGAACACAAGUGGCGGGUCUGUGCAGGGCACAGACGCGGACAAGACCAAUGCGCUGGACCCGGGGUUCAGCUCUUAA